This is a messenger RNA of Suillus paluster, 1515 nucleotides long. RefSeq lists its product as uncharacterized. NCBI's taxonomy places the organism in Eukaryota, Fungi, Basidiomycota, Agaricomycetes, Boletales, Suillaceae. Gene Ontology annotation, cellular component: fungal-type vacuole lumen. Gene Ontology annotation, molecular function: carboxypeptidase activity. The record is from RefSeq and is a predicted model, not a curated record. The transcript is spliced from 12 exons. The coding region runs from base 1 to 1515 and encodes 504 amino acids.
AUGCCUCCGAACGUUAAUUCUACCACAUGCGCCCAGUGUCAAGACCUGGAUGCGUCAUACAACUCAGAAGACUUCAAGCUCGAGGCCAUUCAAGUCCUCGGAGACGCAAUCCGCGUACCGACCGAAUCAUACGACGAUAAUGGAGCGGUCGGCGAAGACAGUCGAUGGGAUACAUUCGCAGAGCUUCAUCGAGUCCUUGAAGCCACUUUUCCUCGCGUUUAUGAGUCCCUGAAUGUCACCAAAGUCAAUACAUACGGUCUCGUUUUUCACUGGCAGGGAUCAACCACGGCAAAUGCCUUAUCUCUUGGCCGCUCAUCAAGACAGUCAAAGAGUGGAAACACCGAUCCGUAUUCUGGAUACUAUGACGGCACAUGGAUAUGGGGCCGCGGUUCCUGCGACGACAAAAGCGACUUGAUACAACAAUUGCUCGCUGUUGAUUCCUUGUUACAGCAGGGUUUCUCUCCUGCACGCACCCUUGUACUUGCUUAUGGAUUCGAUGAAGAGUCCAAAGGCACAGAGGGUGCUGGUCAUCUCGCCCAAUAUUUAGAAGAAACAUAUGGGUGUGAUUCUUUCGCCCUGCUUCUUGACGAAGGAGGUGGGUACAAGGACAUGGGUGGUAUCGUUUUUGCUACACCCUCGACGUCUGAGAAGGGCUAUCUGGACCUGAAAAUCACGCUUUCGACUCCGGGUGGUCACUCGAGCUUACCGCCUUCUCAUACGAGCAUUGGUCUCCUCUCUCGCUUCAUAACAGCGGUGGAGGAUAACCCGCAUCAAGCCAGCCUUUCCCGAACAGGAACCCCGUUUGCGAUGACGCAGUGUCUUGCGGCUUACAAUCCCGUGUACCCUGAAGAAUUGCGAGAGCUCGCAAGAAAAGCAGUCAUGGAUGAUGCAGCUUUAAAUAUGCUUCAAGAGCGACUUUUGGCUUCAUAUCCCAUGUACAAAGCAAUGCUCGGGACCACACAAGCAGUGGACCUUGUCGAAGGCGGCGUGAAAGUCAACGCUCUCCCAGAACGUGCUAGUGCAGUGGUCAACCACCGCAUUGCAGAGCACAGUUCUCUCGGCGAGCUGCAGCAGCACCUGAUCGACCUUCUUACUCCAGUGGCAGCCAAAUAUGACCUCGCUCUCGUCGCGUUCGGCAGUAACGUGACUUCUGGUGGUUCCGGUCAAGUCACUCUGUCCGACUUUCUCGGAUCAGCCUUGGAGCCUUCGCCAGUGACGCCUACCGAGUAUGGUCCUUGGGCCAUCCUGCAAGGAAGCAUUAAAGCUGCUUUUGAAAGUUCCCCUACUCGUAACAGCAGCAAGGUUGUUGUUACGCCGUCUCUAUCCACUGAUACUCGGUUCUACUGGAAUUUGACCAAGCACAUCUUCCGCUUCUCGCCGUCCUUCGAGACUGAUAUGUACAACGGACUACACACCGUCAAUGAAGGCAAGUCUUUCCGUGCUGACAGCUUGAAUGAAGGCGUUCGUUUCUAUACCAAGUUUAUUUUGAAUGUGGACGAAAGCGAUUUGCUAUGA